AUGCCUGGUGCCAGCGUCGCAGUGCUUCCGCCGCCGCCGCCGGUCUCGGCAUCAUCCUCGCGGAAGGCGUCCCUCGCCCCCGAGCGCAAGUACAAGUGUCAGUUCUGCAACAGGGCCUUCAGCAGGAGCGAACACCGAAGCCGACACGAGCGAUCCCCCCCGUCCGCCGUUGAAGCUAUGGCGUGCGCGGGCUUCUCGUCCUGCCCGCCUUCCCUCCUCCCCCCGCCCUUUGCCGUCGUGAUCCUUACUCUCUCGCGUGCCGUCGCGGAUGCUGACGAAAUCCCAGACACAAAGGAACGACCGUUCAAAUGCAUGAAGUGCAGGAGCACCUUUGUCCGCCGCGAUCUUCUUCUCAGGCAUGACCGGACCGUGCACGCCAAGGACGGCGGCAUCCCGCUGCACAGCGACGGCAAACGUCGUGCCGGCGGCCCCAAGACUCGAACCAUCAGCGGCCCCUCCAAGGCGGCCCUGCCUCUGGACACGUCGACCCUGGAGCAGAUGGAAGCCGGCAACGAUGGCAUAUUCGACGUCGAGACGGCGGCCAUGCUCGUCGCCGACCUGCAUCACAAGGCCACGGCGGCCAUGCGCGGCGACGCCGGCGCCUACGACGACGCCUCCUCCAUGGCCUACUCGCCACGCCGCUCCUCCAUCGUCGAGUCGACCGUCACCUAUCCGUCGGGCGCCAUUGCCCUUCCCCAGAUGCAGUGGGAGAGCUUCAUGGCUCCGUCCGUGACCGAGCCCAAGGCCCACUCCAUCUCGUCGAGCACCUCGGGCUCCUUCGAAUCGCACCACUCGUUUGCCGCCGCCCAGCAGCAAGCCGGCAAGCUACCGUCCAUGGCCAGCCCGCGCGCAAAGGCCAGGACCGGCUCGCAACCCGCCGCCGCCGCCUCCGCCGCCGCCGCCGCCAGCUCGGCGUCUCAGCCUCCCCCGACACCCAACGCCUCGCACGCGGGCUUCAAGGCACCGCAGGUCGACGACGACGACGAGCGCAACGCCGUCCUAGACACGCUGCGGAGCUACGAUGGCGAGCAUGCCAUCCCCGAAGGCUUCCGCCUUCCGGGCCUGGGCUCGUUGAACCGUUACCUGGCGACGUACUUUGGCAUGUUCCAUCACCACCUGCCCUUCCUGCACCCGGCCUCGUUCAAGCCGGCCCAGGUGUCGUCCCCGCUGCUGCUGGCCGUCCUGAGCAUCGGCGCCCUGUACUCGUUCGACCAGGACCAGGCCUACAUGCUCCACAUCGGCUCCAAGGUGCUCGUCAACCAGUUCCUGCAGAACAAGGAAAACUUCAGCUCCCGCAAGUGCCCCCUGUGGACCAUGCAAAGCUCCCUCCUGAACAUGGUCUUCGCCAGCUGGAGCGGCGACCCCAAGGGGCUGGAGUGGGCCUGCUCCAUCAAGAGCCUGCUCGCCAACAUGGUGGCCGGCAACCGGUACGAGCUCAAGCUUCGCCAGGAGGCCCGCGGCGCCGUCAAGCCCGCGCGCUCGGAGUGGGUCGAGGACGAGGGCUGCCGACGCACCUACUACGCCGUCUACAUCUUCUUCGGCAUGCUCACCCUGACGUACAACCACACGCCGGCCAUCGGCUUCAACGAGUUUGAGGACCUCCAGCUGCCCUCGACGGAGGCUCUCUGGAACCUGCAGGUCGCCGACGAGGCCGCCUGGCGAGCCCAGCUGACGGCGUCCCCGGCCGUGACCUUUAUGGACGCCCACGACAACCUCUUCCAAGGCGAAACGCUCACGUACAGCGCCUUCGCCACGCGCGUCAUGAUCAACGCCUUGUUUCUCGAGGUCUGGUAUCACAAGCGAAGCCCCGAGGCGCUUCAGGACGUCGUCACCGAGUACAAGCUUCGGCUUGCCCUCGAGACGUGGGAGAAGUCGUUGGACCUGUGCGAAGCCGAGUCGGUCGUCGUCCCCCUCAGCGGUCCCCUCAAGGGCCAGCAUCCCCUCGUCUUCAACGCCAAGGCCAUGUAUCGCAACGCCCGCGGCCGCCUCGAGGUGGAUCUCAAGGGUGUGCAGGAGGCGCUGCGGUACCACGACCCGUACGAGGUUGCGGCGGCCAUGUCUCACGCUCGAGACCGCGUGAAGCGCUCGAGCGAGAUGAUCAAGGUCAUUCAGGAAUGCUACAACUGCAUCGAGACGGCCGUCGUCCAAGGCAUCCGCUGGGUGGCUCGAACCUCGCCCACCAACUGGAGCGUCGAGCACCCUCUCUGCGGCAUGGAUCUCAUCAUCAUCCUGUCGCUGUGGCUCUAUCGCCUGGAACACGACGAAGAGCCCGCGACGCCCGAGGAGGUGGACAUGUACAACAAGAUUCGACUCCUCUUCAAGAGGGAGUCGAUGGACGGCUACACGCCGCACCUCAGCUCCGUCAUCGCCCGACUCUGGGGCUCGAUGCUCGACGAAGUCGUGGUCUGGGGGAUCACGCGCUUGAUGGGCGAGUCGUUCAAGCUGCACUCGCAGGCUCUUGUUGGCUACGUCGACGACCCCGAAGCUUCCUCGGCCGCAUCCACGCCCUCCAUGACCUCGCAGGGUGCGGAUGAGGACAGCGUGUAUUAA
Drechmeria coniospora is the source of this 2550-nucleotide messenger RNA. RefSeq names its product C2H2 finger domain protein. The record is from RefSeq and is a predicted model, not a curated record. Bases 1 to 2550 code for a protein of 849 amino acids. Lineage: Eukaryota; Fungi; Ascomycota; Sordariomycetes; Hypocreales; Ophiocordycipitaceae. Gene Ontology annotation, molecular function: RNA polymerase II cis-regulatory region sequence-specific DNA binding; zinc ion binding; DNA-binding transcription factor activity, RNA polymerase II-specific. The transcript has 3 exons. Gene Ontology annotation, cellular component: chromatin. Gene Ontology annotation, biological process: regulation of transcription by RNA polymerase II; DNA-templated transcription.